AAAAGUGAAAGAGUGAGUGUGGGUGUAGUUAUCGUUUUAGAGAGAGCAGGUUAGGAAUUAUUCCUCAAGGGCUUAAUUCAGUUUUCAAUCCUAGUUUAGUUAAGGUAGAUUCAUGAAUCAGUAAGAAGUUGGUAUGGCAACAUUUUCCUAAAUUAAUGCACCACUUUGAUUCUAGUUUGAAUGAAUGUAGCUGCAGUCUUUUUGUUUUGUUUGUGACUCUUUAAUGUACAUCUGUUUUUGUCCUUUUCAGCUAUAGUUAUUGCUGUUUGAACAUGUUUAUAAGAAGAGUAAAGAACUUCUCUGUCAGAUUUAGCAAAAGGAAGGUGUGUUAUAUUUUUCCUCACAUAUUUUAGGAUAGGAUGGCAUGUCUUACUAUCAGUGGUCUUUUAAAAUAAAAGAAAUAUGGUACAUGUCUUUGAAACCAGGGGUAUCUUGUAUUGGAUUAGGACUGGACCAAGUGACACUUUGUGCCAUUGAUUAUGUUUUAUUAGUUACAGGACGACAUGCUUUCUCAUGUUGAUGAGUUAGAAAACUGAAAAAUGACUGGGAGUUAUAAACAACACUGUCUCCCUUGAUAUUGACAGUUGCAGUUCUGGAAAGAAUGAUAGUCCUGAUGCAGUAAUCAUACUGGGAAUUAGGAGGAGUAUCAGUGUCUGUUCCUUCAAAUGUUUCUCUCCCAACUUUGUGAAGACUACACUGAAGUUUCAGAACAAAGAGGAGGAGAGGGCAGGAAUGAAAUCCACGUGAUGAUGCUUGCUUGGCAAGUGUUUGAGGUCUGAAUAGGGAAACCAACUGCUUACUAUUUUGGGUGAAUGAGGUUAGCUGUUACUGCAAGCAGCUUCAUUAAAGAAUCCUUCCAUCUGUCAGUCUGCAGAGUUGUGGAGAGCAAGACUCUCCUAUCUAACUUUUUAGUAUGUGUAUGAGCAUACAACUUUUCUUAAGGAAGGGAAGGGAUUUCUUUGCCUGAACAUAGUCCUGAUGAAACAAUAUGCUUUCACCAGAAGUUCACUGAUUCUUGUCUUCAGAUAUUGGCUCAGAUAUUGUUUGUAUCCAGUGUCUUCUUGAGCCCAUCGUGAGCCCACUUUCAAUCUGUGAAGUGGGACCCAAGAGUGAGGAAUCAACAGGACUCAAACCUUAGAAAUCGAUACCAAUUUUUAUCUGAGGAUUAAGCAUCUCUUCAGAAACUUGUAAGGAUAUUUUGGUUUUAGGAUUUUCUCCAUAAUGUUGGACAAAACCCAAACUCUACAGCCCGCUUAUGGUGGGAUUGUGCCAUUUGCAGAGAUUGUACCAAAGGAAGGAAAGACCAUAGGCUUGGGUCAUGACUCUUACCACAGCCUGCGAGAAGUGCUACAGUUGAAGCUCCAGCAGCGAAGGACACGGGAGGAGCUGGUUAGCCAAGGGAUCAUGCCUCCACUGAAAAGUCCAGCUGCAUUUCAUGAACAGAGAAGGAGUUUGGAACGGGCCAGGACAGAAGACUACCUAAAACGUAAGAUUCGGUCCCGGCCAGAGAGAUCAGAGUUGGUGAGGAUGCAUAUUCUGGAAGAAACCUCCGCUGAACCUUCCCUUCAGGCUAAGCAGCUGAAAUUAAAGCGGGCCAGGUUGGCUGAUGAUCUCAAUGAAAAAAUUGCUCAGCGUCCUGGUCCUAUGGAGUUGGUAGAGAAGAACAUUCUGCCUGUGGAAUCUAGUCUGAAGGAAGCGAUCAUAGUAGGUCAAGUGAAUUACCCUAAGGUAGCAGACAAUUCUUCCUUCGACGAGGACAGCAGUGAUGCUCUGUCUCCAGAACAGCCAGCCAGCCAUGAAUCUCAGGGGUCUGUGCCAUCCCCAAUGGAAGCACGUGUUGGCGAGUCAUUUUCUGCUGCCGCAGUGGCUUCUCCUGCUCAGGUUAUCUGUCAGUUAAAAAUCAGCACAGACUCCAAUGAGACUCCUUUCCUUUCUGAACAGCCGCCAACCUCCCUACCACCACCACCACCGCUGAUGCCUCCUAAUCUCAUGAACGGAAUUGCUGCUCCUGCUGCCAAACCACUUCCAACCCUUAUAAAGCAAAGCCAGACCAAGUCAUCUUGUGAAAAGACCCAGCGUAGCAAAAAAUCCAAGGAACCGAAACCGAAAGUCAAGAAGCUGAAGUAUCACCAAUAUAUUCCACCGGACCAAAAGCAGGACAAGGGAGCACCUCCAAUGGAUUCAUCUUAUGCCAAAAUACUGCAGCAACAGCAGCUCUUCUUGCAGCUCCAAAUCCUUAAUCAGCAGCAGCAACAGCACUACAACUAUCAAACCAUCCUACCAGCGCCACCAAAGCCUCCAGGAGAGCAGCAGAAUGGCAGUAACGCUCCACCUAUGCGUAGUCUUUCAGCUACUGGUAGCUGCACCUCUUCUGUUUCUUCCAGCGCUAAUGGGUUGAUGCGACAAAACAGCAAUGUUCCUAUGACCAAGCCAGGAGCUCUCCCUGCUAAUCUUGAUGACAUGAAGGUGGCAGAGCUGAAGCAGGAAUUGAAGAUGAGGGCACUGCCUGUGUCAGGUACCAAGAACGAUCUAAUUGAGAGGCUCAAGGCUUAUCAAGAGCAGAAUGGUACAGCUAGCCGAGCAGUCGCUGCUCCAAAGCCCAAUGCGGCAAUUCUCCCAAAGGCUACUGAGGUGGUGGUCGCUUUUCCAGCCCCUAGGCUGAGUACAGGGCCUGCGCUGGUCGGCACAGGCAUUACGUCAGCAGAGGUUGUCAUGGCCACAGUCAGUGGCAGCAGUGUGAUGAAGUUUGGUAGCACAGGUUCAACGCCUCCUGUGUCACCCACUCCCUCGGAGCGCUCACUAAUGAGUGCUGGGGAUGAGAAUUCAACCAGUGGGGAUGCCUUUGGGGAGAUGGUGACUUCUCCUCUCACUCAGCUCACCUUACAAGCUUCGCCAGUGCAAUUUCUGGUGAAAGAAGAGAGCUCCAAAAGCAGCACUUGUAGUGCAAAUCUGGUGUCAAAGGCAGAGUCCUGUAUUAGCAGCAGCAGCAGACAAGAUAUGGAGGUGGUCCAGGAUAAAGACCAAAUGCUUCAGGAGAAAGAUAAACAAAUUGAGGAGCUCACCCGCAUGCUGAAACAGAAGCAGCAGCUGGUGGAAAUGCUGAGGCUGCAACUGGAAAGAGAAAAGCGGUCUCAGCAGCCACCGUCUGCUACAGUUGUUGGAGAAGAGGGUACAGCUGCAGUCCCUGAGCCAUCUGUGUUUGGUACCCAUGUUAAGAGUGAAAAAGGCUUUAUGAGUUGCCAAUCUGUGGGGCAGCCCAACUGCCAAACUGACCAAUUAAAACCCACACAGACCGUAAGCCAAAUGGACACCUCAGAUACAAGCUCAGUGCCAAAGAAAGCCGUAAUGGUGAAGCAGGAGGUGCCAGCUGCGGAGACAGAGCCACCGUUGUGCCAGACCUCAAGUUUUUUCCUUGGCCAGCAAGGUGGGGGCUUCCGAGACCUCAUCAAGGGAGGCCCUCCCCCAACCCUCAUCACAGAUUCCACUGGCACUCACAUCGUCCUCACAGUGACCAGUCAGAAUGCAGAGAGGCAGGGCCUUUCACCUCAGGACAAAGCGGGGAGCAGCCCAUUGCCAUUGACGAGAGUAUCAUCUCCAUCAGCAAAAACAUCCAGCCAGCAACCUGUAAACAGCUCCCAGACAUCUCUGCAGACAGUGCCAAGUGAGGCCAACAAAAAGGGUCAGAAGCUAGGUCUGCAGAUGGUCAGUGGACAAUCUCCUCAGGUGGCCUUGUCUUUUUCUGCACCUCCCAACUUACAACCCUUCUUCUUGAAUGGCUUCCACAAAGGACCUCUGAAAACCAGCGUUCCCAGCAAAACUGGCCAGUCCAGUAGACCGAAAAAGCUUAUCUCUCAGCCAGGCUCUCCAUCUUCUCCAUCUCCUUCCCAACUGGACCUUGAGCAGCAGAACCUGUCCUUCUUUGGUACUCCUCCACCUCUGUCUCUACCUUCCACCUCAGUUUUGAUGAAAGAACCACCAGGUUAUGAAGAAGCGGUGAAGCAGCAACCAAAGCCCCCGGAGGUGAGGGAAGCCUUCAUAAACUGGGGAAGGGAGAAUGGCUGUUCAAGUCAACAGAUGGAUGACCUAUUUGACAUUUUAAUUGAACAUGGAGAGAUUUCAGCUCAGUUCAAGGAGCAGUCUUCCCCUGCAAGAAAAGACACUGCGGUUUCCCCAGGGUGCCCCUCCUCAUCCAGCAGCCACCAUUCCUCAGAGCUCCCCCUGCCAGUGUCCAUGGGCCAGACCACCUCUGCUAAUCCCACCCCAGCGGGCAGGCUGGAAGACUUCUUGGAGAGCAGUACCGGCCUCCCCUUGCUGACCGCCAGCCCUGAUGGACCUGAGCCUUUGUCCCUCAUUGACCUCUACAGUGAGAUGCUAAGCAGUUCAGCCAUCCUGGACCACCCAUCUUCACCUAUGGACACAUCAGAAUUGCACUUUGCCCCUGAGCCUCCUGGAGGACCAAGCCUGGAUCUGGCAGAGGCCAACCUGGACAGUAUGGAUUGGUUGGAGCUGUCAGGAGGUCCAGUGAUGAGCCUCACUCCCCUCAGUACUGCAACACCUAGCCUCUUCUCCACAGACUUUCUCGAUGGACAUGAUCUGCAGCUGCAUUGGGAUUCUUGCUUAUAGUGUGCAGAAGAGCUUCCCAGGUGUGUGUAGAAUAUGGGUUGGGGCUUAAGUCAAAAUUGCAUCUGAAGAAAACCCUUCGUCACCAUUUUGACCAGCUUUUGUGAAGAUAAAGCCAAGAGUAAGUACCAGGGAGUCUUCUGAAUGAAGAUUCAACCUUAGGCAAGCAACCACCUUUCUCAUGACCAGUGGCGGCAUGAGACAGCCCUUUUCUCAAACCAUCAGUGGCAGCAACAGACUUGUAAUGGCAUGUUGGAGGCUUUCAGCAUGGAGUACUUCUCUUCCAAAGUUAGCCAUCUGUCUGGGGCUUAGGUCAAGGCAAUUCAGAAAAACUGGACCUUUCUACUCAAAUCUGGCUAGUUAGGAAGUUCUACAGAAAAGUUGGAAAAAUUAGUGUGGACAUGUUUCAAAAGAUUCCCUUAGAUGUAGGGCACAGAGGAUCCAGAUAAAUGCAGAAUUGGGGUUCUACUAGUUGCAAUUAUAUGCUGGACACCCCCAGUAAAGUGUAGGUGCUUUCUGGCUAGCAAAAAUGUAAAGCCCAUGUUAUGUGCCAGACCUUAGAUAGGAAGCACUUUCUCUUGGCUUCUUGCGGAUUCGUGCAUGCAGUCCUUAUUCCUGGCUUGGCCCAGCUAAAAAAAGACAGGUGACUACCUAGAUUGUAGUAUCUCACCUGGCUAGUAUUCAUUUUCUGAGCAUUGAGCUGGCCAUGAAUCAAGACAGCUGCAUAUCAGGGAUGCAUUUGCAGCCUCCCAGAAUUACUUUGCUGUCUCCUCUUUUUUAGCCCUGCCUGUGAAACCUAGUUGCCUAGAUCCUGCUGUUUUGAAGAGAUGGAGGUGUGGGAAGUCUUGAUCUUUUGGUGAACUAACAUCUUGGCAGCACUUGGUCAGUAUGCUGCUGUUCUGAGUGCUUUUGCUCUACAUAGAUUUCCUUUCAUCUGCUCCUCCCACAGCUUUCCUGCAUCUGAAGUGUACUUUCCUCUGUGCUCAAGAUUGGUGUCGCAGGGAAGCUUGGAGUGAGGAGGCGGCUACACAGAAGGGGCUGUGGUGGCACUUCUAGUUGGAGCAGCUCAGUUAAUGGUAACUCUAUAGGAAGCAGUUUUACUCAAAAAGGGCUUCAGAGAACAUGAGCACCACAUUCUCAAGGCAGAAGCCUUUAGUGCUGCUUGCCAAGGAGUUGCAUAUUUCAUUGCACAGAGGAACAUUUCUGUAGCCAUAAUCCUUGCUGCUGUGAAGGAUGGUUCUAAACAACAGUCUUGCCUCUUGAUACUAGGGUUUCAUUUAUAGAUGGUAAAAAAUUCUGUAUAUAGCGCUGUAAAAUUGUUUUGUUUUAGAAAGAAAAGGGAGUUUAUCCACCUAGUUAGAAGGGGGAACUUCGUUUUUGCUCCUCUUCUUCUGUAAUAACCUGUUGGGGAGCUGCUAUUUUAGCCUGUGGUAUGGGGCAGGGGAGGACUUGAUCCUCACACUGCCAGUUUUAGCCUUAUUGCACAUGUCACUCAAAGGAAGUCAUACUCCUAUCAUUCUUUCCCCUUUUCCCCAUUAAAAAACAUGUAGUUAUGCAUCUGCUGGCACCGCCUUCCUUUCCACAGAGUGAGGGAAUGGGUUGCUUUCUCUUGUUUCACAAGAGUCCCUUCACUUCCGUUUCCUUUACACAUUAUGGAAACUGUAACAGAUCAUAUCAUAUGAUAAAUGGACUGAUCCUCAAGAGACUAUUGCAGUUAUGUGAUUAGCUGUUGCCCUGAAAUAGCCACUUGCAUGUGAAGCUUAUUUCGUUCAGUUUUUAUAUUUAAAAAAAUCAUUGUUUUCUUUGUGGAAAUCAGGUUGUUACAGUUGCUGAAGGUGUAUCUUCCGUAUUGUCUCUGGUACCUGCUACUGAUAAUAUCAAUCACUUGGUCUGUGGCUGACUUGGAAAGUUGAUGCUAGACUUGUGAUUGUUCACUGUGCAGAAGAAUUGUGUAUAAGAGCAUAUUUCACUUUUGAAAGGUGUGAGAGCACCUGGGUUAGUAAAAGCUUUCUGUUUCUCUUGUCACACCAAGGGCCACCUUCGAAUGGCUUCAGUUUUUGAUAGUUAUUGGUUAAGUCGGGUCACCUUUAUCACCAGAAUGGUUUGUGUGGAAAGGUGCUAUUAACAAGAACUGCCUGGCUUUGAAAAAAGAGAAUGUUAUAGUUUAACUCUAGUGUACAAUUAUGACAAGACUGCAAAAACUUUUACCAACUACUAAUGUUAACCUAAAAGAUGCCAGACAUAGUUUGGAAGCACUGCCUGUUGUAGGGAUAUUACUCUUUUAUGAAAUGGGAAAUUAAUGGGGAGUACACUAGAGUCAGUUUUUCCUAGUGUAUCAGAUAGUAGCUCUGCUUUUUAAAAUGUAUUAUCUGAAUUCUUUUAUACCCAACACAGUAAAACAGGCACCUAAGGAGCCACCUCUAGUUUGAAUGUACUUAUUCUUCCGCUGAUAACCACUAUUUGUAAUAACCUAUAUUUGAUUAACACGCACACUUUCUUCCACUAUGCAUCAAUGAAAAAGGUUAUCAGCACCAGUGGAAAGCCGAGGCAGUGUUGUAGUAUUGGACCUAGAGUGAACAUGCAACUGGAAAAGGGUAUGGAAUGAGCAGAUAUUUGGGGAGAGAAUGGAUAAAUCAAAUUAUUUUUUCAGUUACAGAUAUUUGAAAAAUCCAUUUUAUUAAAAAAAAUUGUGUUCUAA
This is a messenger RNA of Anolis carolinensis (green anole), 7318 nucleotides long. RefSeq names its product myocardin related transcription factor A (gene mrtfa). The coding region runs from base 1222 to 4623 and encodes 1133 amino acids. Gene Ontology annotation, cellular component: nucleus. Gene Ontology annotation, molecular function: transcription coactivator activity. NCBI's taxonomy places the organism in Eukaryota, Metazoa, Chordata, Lepidosauria, Squamata, Anolidae. Gene Ontology annotation, biological process: positive regulation of transcription by RNA polymerase II; smooth muscle cell differentiation. The record is from RefSeq and is a predicted model, not a curated record. The transcript is spliced from 15 exons.